CUUUGUGUGGGCACCAGUCGCCGGGCGAGCUCCCGAGGAGCAGCCGCCGCCAUUUUGUGCGUGCCCGAGCCCGGCCCCGUCCCUCGGUCCCCCCCUCCCCCUUUCCCCUUCUUCCCCCCCUCAGGCGCUGCGGGAGCGGCCGGGCCGCGUGAGGUGAGGCGAGGCGCGGGGGAGGCAGCGCUCGGCGGGCGCCGCAGCCCUGAAGCGGCGCCGCGCGGGGGAAGAGGCGGCAAGACGGAGGCGGGGGGGAGAAGAGCGGCGGCGGCGCUGCCCCCCGGCGGGAGGAGGAGCCUCGGAGCCAGGCCCCGGCGAGGCCCCGGCCCCGCUCCCGGCGGCGGCAGCAGCAGCAGCCACCACCGGCACCGCUACCAGCAUGGAGAACUCGCAGCUGUGCAAGCUGUUCAUCGGCGGCCUCAACGUGCAGACCACGGAGGCCGGGCUGCGGGAGCACUUCGCGGCCUACGGCACCCUGACCGACUGCGUGGUGGUGCUCAACCCGCAGACCAAGCGCUCCCGCUGCUUCGGCUUCGUCACCUACUCGGCGGUGGAGGAGGCCGACGCCGCCAUGGCCGCGUCCCCUCACGCCGUGGACGGCAACGCGGUGGAGCUGAAGCGGGCCGUGUCGCGGGAGGACUCGGCCAAGCCCGGGGCUCACGCCAAGGUGAAGAAGCUGUUCGUGGGCGGCCUCAAAGGGGACGUGGCCGAGGGGGACCUGGUGCAGCACUUCAGCCAGUUCGGCCCGGUGGAGAAGGCGGAGAUCAUCGCCGACAAGCAGAGCGGCAAGAAGCGCGGCUUCGGCUUCGUCUACUUCCAGAACCACGACGCGGCCGACAAGGCGGCCGUGGUUAAGUUCCACCCCAUCCAGGGCCACCGCGUGGAAGUGAAGAAAGCCGUGCCCAAGGAGGACAUCCAGGCGGGCGGGGGGGGCGGCGGCGCGGGGAGGCCCUCGCGGGGAGGCCGAGGAGGAGGAGGAGGCCGGGGCCGGGGCGGCGGCGGAGCCGGCAACCGGGACCACAACGGGCUGGCCAAGGGAGGCGGCGGCUACAACAGCUACGGCGGCUACGGCGGGGGAGGAGGAGGAGGAGGAGGAGGCGGUGGGUACGGCUCCUACGGCGGCGGCGGCGGCUCCUACGGAGGAGGAGGAGGCGGCGGAGGAGGCGACUACGGCAACGGGUACGGCGGGUUCGGCAGCUACAGCCAGCACCAGUCCUCCUACGGGCCCAUGAAGAGCGGCGGAGGAGGAGGAGGAGGGGGCGGCAACUGGGGGGGCCGCAGUAACAGUGGACCGUACAGAGGAGGCUACGGCGGGGGAGGCUACGGGGGCGGCUCCUUCUGAGCUGGAGUGCCCGUAGCCGCCGGGGGGUGCGGCGUGGAGAGCCCUCCCUCCGGCACGGGGCAGCUUGGAAAUGGUUUCUCCCCUUGCCCGCCGAAGGGCAGCUCCUUUUAAAUGCCUCCCCGCUGGGGGAGCAGCUCCUAAAUGCCCCCUGGGGGUCGCCUCUGCUGCCCGUGCCACUUCUUUUCUCUCGGAAGAUGGACUGGGCCCCACACACACAUACUUUGUGUUACAGUCAUUGAUGGACUCUAUUUUUUUAUUAUUACUUGGACCUUGGUCGUUUUUAUACUAGCAACGAAAAAUGUCUUGUUUUAAUUUGUUUUUUGGUUUUUUUUUUGGGGGGGUGGGGUACGGGGUGGGAAGCAUCUUGCUGAUCUGGAGUAAAACCUGGGGAGGGUUACGGGGGAAUUUUCUUUGUUGUAAGGACUCGAUACCUGGCUACUACAUUUUUUUCUACAAAACCUACUCGGAUCCCAUGACUGAAAUUAACAUUUCUGUAAAGGAGGAAAAAAAAAUCGUUUUUACGUUUUUUAUUUUUUAAAUAAAUCAUUGUGUUCAUUGACCUUUACAUGUCUAAUUUUUUUUCCUAGGAUCCAUUCCGUACGGUUUAAGGCUUUUCUAGGUUUGAAGCAAGUGUUCCUCUGCUUUAAAGUCUCUGUGUAUUCAGAGUAAAUGUUUUAUUGCCAGUAAAGGUCCUGAUCGACUUUUUUGCUACCCCCAGCGGAUUUAUUGGUUUUCAAACACUCGACAGAGAAAUUUUUGAAGUACUAAUCCGUGGAUGUGGUCUGUUUUUUAAUUACUCGUUCUCACGCAGUUUGUGUGCAUCCACCAUCUUGUACUAGGCAGUUUGACGUGCUGACAUGGUUGGUCAAUUUUUUCUAUAGGACUUCUCCAUCAACGUAUGUACUGUGUAGUUUUGAAGAAAUAGUUUGUGUUAAGCAUGUGCUUCAUUCAUAUAAAAUGUUCAGAAUUUCCGAUUGCUUAGUUUCAAGUCCUCUUAUUGGUUUGUCUGUGUACGAUUCCUUACAGGAAAGGGUCGAUAUUGAUCCCUUCUAUUAAAUGCAUUCUUGUUUUCAUAGUACCGGGUUAACAGACUUUUUCAUUCUCAACUAUUGUCCUACGUUAAAGUUCCCCGAGAAUCUCUUGCAGCACCAUCUACCGGCAGGAUGGCAGACCCGCUGCUGCAGGCUUCGUUACGGCAGGAGUAAAAUCGGUUUGCUGACAAUUGUACUAGAUACUCGAAAGUUAUUUUAUGCCAUUAGAUGACUGGUGUAGACUGAAACGAAAUCUGCAUGCGAAUAAAGAUGGGCUCCAUGAGUAUCAACUGAAAAAAAAAAAUUUGAAGUACCUGCCUCAGCACAUUAUCGUUAUUCUUAAAAUAAUUGCAAUUGCCCAUAUAUUUCAGAAAGUGAUCAUCGAAGCUGUUUGGGCAAAGUGCUAUGACAAAUGAGCCAGCUAAGUGUACCAGUAACAUAGGUGCCAGUUGUAAAGCAAAAAUAUUUGUGUAGUCUGCUUGAUUUAACAACUGUAUAUUUGUAGCCCUUUUCACGCAAUAGAAUUAAAGUUUGUUGUUUAUUAAAAAGCAUAAUGUUUUAGGGGAAAACUGCCUUCCUGCAUAGAAAUAUAGAAUAGCAACGUUUAUGGGUUUAUGGAUAUCAAAUAAAGAAUUGAAUUCCUUA
Molecule: messenger RNA, 3012 nt
Organism: Anas platyrhynchos (mallard)
Lineage: Eukaryota; Metazoa; Chordata; Aves; Anseriformes; Anatidae
Gene: HNRNPA0
Product: heterogeneous nuclear ribonucleoprotein A0
Biological process (GO): mRNA splicing, via spliceosome
Cellular component (GO): catalytic step 2 spliceosome
Molecular function (GO): mRNA 3'-UTR binding
Source: RefSeq, a predicted model, not a curated record